This is a messenger RNA of Daldinia childiae, 2790 nucleotides long. RefSeq names its product Calcium-independent phospholipase A2-gamma. Gene Ontology annotation, biological process: arachidonate metabolic process. Bases 1 to 2790 code for a protein of 929 amino acids. Lineage: Eukaryota; Fungi; Ascomycota; Sordariomycetes; Xylariales; Hypoxylaceae. The transcript has 4 exons. The record is from RefSeq and is a predicted model, not a curated record. Gene Ontology annotation, cellular component: membrane.
AUGGCUUCUAUCGAACCAGAAGCCCUUCGCGUCCUAAGCUUGGAUGGGGGAGGAAUCAAGGGUUAUACCAGCCUAAUCAUUCUCCAGCGAAUAUUCCGAACACUGCAAGAUAUAAAACCAUGCGACCCGCCCCUCAAGCCAUGCCAGGUCUUUGACCUUAUUGUCGGAACAUCUACUGGGGGAUUAAUUGCUAUCAUGCUUGGUCGCCUGGAGAUGAGUAUAGAGGAAGCGAUCAAUCAAUACGAGGUCGUCGGCCAGAAGGUAUUUGGUCAACGACCCUUCUUUGGCAAAUUUGCAAACGCAAUAGCAGGGGCACCCUUCUACGAUAUCCAUAUUCUCCAAGAAUGCGUCAAAGACGUCCUCAAAGAGAAGAAUAUUGCUCCGGAUGAGGAUUUUAUUGUCAAAGAUGGGAUACCGUCUUGUAGAGUUAAAGUCUGUGUCACUUCGAAGAUUACUUCUAAUGUAGAUGCUUUGAGGAGCUAUAGGAGUGUCCAUCCCACAAUAGUUAACUACGACUGUACCAUCUGGGAAGCCGCAAGUGCGACAUCUGCUGCUCCGGUAUUCUUCAAGUAUGUCAAAUUCCGAACUGGAGAUGAGUUUUUUGAUGGCGGACUUAGGAGAAACAACCCUGUUGAGGAAGCAUUGAAUGAGUGUCGUCAAGAGAAAGACCUAAAGGAUCGUGAGCUCGGUUGCUUAAUUAGCAUUGGAACAGGCUUUCAUAAAAUCGAAGGAAUUUCGUCUAGUCUUAGCCGUCUUCUAAAGGCGGCAGUAAGAAUGAUAACGGAUUCGCAAGAUACAGCAGAUCGGUUCUUACGUAGCGAUGAAGGAUUAAAGCUUGAGAGUUCAGGCCGCUAUUUUCGGUUCAAUGUCCCUCAAGGGAUGGAAGAUUUAAGGAUGGAUGAGCAUAAAGAGACAGUGAGAAUGAGAGCUUUAACCGAAAACUACCUGCACAAGAUGGAGAAUGGAAGAAUGGUUGCAAAAUGUGCAGAAGUUCUUUCUAAAUCAGACAAGCUAUGUAGCAAAGCUGAUUCUCCUAGAAAAAUCAAGUUACAUCUUGAUGAAAUAGGUACACAUUAUAGACUUUCAUGCGAAGAAUGCCUAAAGUCAUUACGUUUCCCUAUGAUGGACCAGUGGCGUCGACCUAGUAGAGAAUCAACUUCAGGUACCUGCAGCUGGCUAUUCCAACACAAAAUCUUCCAAGAUUGGCUCCAGUGUAGAGAUGUCCAAACCCACAGUGGACUUAUCUGGAUAAGUGGCAAGCCUGGAUCAGGGAAAUCAACUCUGAUGCUAGAAGCGUACCGUCACGUCUCAAAGCUACAGGAGCCAAAUAAGUAUUGUACCGCCGCCUUCUUCUUCAGCGCCAAAACCGAUUCAGAGCAGAGCAACUUGCUUCACAGUCCUGAAGGACUCUACCGCUCCUUGCUGCAUCAGUUGCUACCCCACCAUGAAGAGGGCUUGCGAAGGGUGGUGGAAGCCUACAAAGAGAAACUCACUGGCGUCAGUUCCUAUAAGGGCUAUGCAGUAUCAUGGCCUGAAGAAGAGCUCCGAAAGCUUUUUCAAUCAUUGUUCGAUGAAUCCUUCGCACCACGCACAGUAAUAUUUGUUGAUGCUAUGGACGAAUGCGAUAGCAACAGGGUGAGAGAGUUAGCUUUCUUCUUUCGAGGUUUAGCCAACCGUGCAAAUCUCAAAGGCCGGAAGCUUGACGUCUGCUUUUCAAGUACGCGCGUUGCGGUUGUUAAUCUUGGCAACUGUCCCUCGAUUGUAGUUGAAGAGAAUAACGAACUCGAUAUCUUACUUUAUCUCGAGGAAAACUUUGUAUGUGACGGCACAAAUAACCCUCGGGAUUUUAUCAGUCUAAAGAAUAAGAUCGCAGAGAUAUCUUCAGGUGUUUUUCUUUGGGUUGUUCUGGUUGUGGACCUACUUUUAGAAGAACUGGAUAAAGGAAGAAAUAUCAAAUAUCUAGAAGAUGAACGGUUGCCAGAGGUACCCCGCCGUCUGCAAGAUCUUUUCCGAGAUAUCUUGAGUCGAAUUAAAGAAGAGGAUAGAGAAAUCUCCCUACACUUCUUUCAAUGGGCCAUCCUUGCCGGCGAACUCCGCCUAAAAGAAUGGCGCCAUAUUUUCCCAUUUAUCGGUUGUCAUAAGCCCUUGUCUUUUGCGAAAGCUACGCAGUCCAAGCUAUAUUCGAAGACGGAUGAGCAACUAGAGAAACAAAUUCGACACGUCUCUAUGGGCCUAUUUGAAGUCGUAGGGAAAACAGGUCAAGCAUCUUCUGAAGGUACAGAUAUUGAUCACGAUUCCAUCAUUGGUGAUGCCGGUUCCUUGAAUUCAGACAUCGGGGACACGCGUGUUGUAGAUGCUAUACACUUAUCUGUCCGAGAGUUUUUUGUUCGCGAGGGCGGCUUCCAGAUUCUCAGCCCAGGACUAGGAUUCAAUGCUAUCGGCAAGGGAUAUAUCAGCAUCAUGGACACCUGUCUUGACUAUAUUGGAAUUCAAGAGUUCGAUUGCCUUGAGAGAGCCCGGCAAGGAACUACAUCGUCAUUAUCAUCAUCAUCAGACUCUCUCGGGGGGGUAUGCGACCGAGAGCAGUUCAGACAACUCAAACAUGUCAAAGUUUUCAGACGUCCGGCUGCCAAAUUCGACGGCGAAUCGGAUGAGUCGCUGCAUCCGCUUGAAAUUAAAGUCCAAUACAUUACGGGGAAGCUCACCACCCAGAGAUCCCGUACUAUCUGUCGAUCCGACGUUCCUCUCGUAUAUCUUGGCGACUUUUACUACCUACGCCCGAGCGGCUGA